AUGCCCUUUCGCCUAAUCAUAGGUCUAGGCUUCGGAUGCGUAUACAUCUCUACCAACCUCUCUGUCGCGGAGUGUGCACCCACCAAGCUCCGCGGUAGUUUCGUUGGAACAGUAUCCCAAUUCGGCUACCAGCUGGGUACCCUGAUCGCCUUCUGGUCCGGCUAUGGAAUUGUCCUUCCACAAGUUGCCCUACAACAUCGCUUGGCGCGUCUCCAAUAUAAUGGGGGUCCGGAUCCUGCCGCGGCUGGGGAAUCUGAAGGAACUUCUGACCAACGUGAAGCCAUGGCCAUAAUGGACGAAGGAUAA
Penicillium verrucosum is the source of this 306-nucleotide messenger RNA. RefSeq names its product Major facilitator superfamily domain general substrate transporter. The record is from RefSeq and is a predicted model, not a curated record. Gene Ontology annotation, cellular component: membrane. The transcript has a single exon. Gene Ontology annotation, biological process: transmembrane transport. Bases 1 to 306 code for a protein of 101 amino acids. Lineage: Eukaryota; Fungi; Ascomycota; Eurotiomycetes; Eurotiales; Aspergillaceae. Gene Ontology annotation, molecular function: transmembrane transporter activity.